AGUGUGUAGCCUACUAUUUAUUUAAAAAGCCCGUUUAUCAAAGUGUAUCCCUCACUUGCAGAGUUUGUAUGGCUAAUGAUGAAUGCAGUAUUACUCUCGAUGCAGCAGGUGUACCGUUCCUGACGCAGUUUGUUCAGCCGUCUGCUGUCGUCCCUCACACGCCUUCACCGGGUAUUUACCGGGCAACAGUUGCAUCAUUUGUCAACCGGUUGCGAUACAGCAGCCCUACUUCGCAAUACCUCGAGAACACUGUAUCACGCAUUUGCGCGCGCGUUACGCGUUCUGUCGGUUCAGCUCGAGCGCGGUGAGUCAGUGAGGCGGGACUGGAUUAGUCGCUGUGCGUUGGUUCUGUUGGCGGUACCGUAACCGGGCGGCAUGAAACGGAAUGCGGGCAACAUUUAGAGCCCGUCACACAGUCACAGAGACCGAUACUCGCGUUCGCGGCUUUAUCCGUUUGUGUUUUGUGUUUCCUGUAAGGCUGGAAAGAUUGCCGCGUUAAGAAGGUUAUUCGGAGGCAGCGCUCACCCUGGAAGCACCAUGGCCAGGGGAAGCGAGGAAUCUGUGAAUGGAUCGUGGAAAAAACAAGUGGAUGACAUCAGGAAGAUAUUUGAGUUUAAGGAAAUCCUCGGGACUGGGGCGUUUUCUGAGGUGGUCCUGGCCCAAGAGAAGGCCACGGGAGAGAUGUACGCCGUGAAAUGCAUUCCAAAAAAAGCACUAAGAGGAAAAGAGAGCGGAAUAGAAAACGAGAUUGCAGUGCUGAGGAAAGCGAGAGAGAUGACUCAGCCUUUACGACACGCCCCUCACAGCCUCCUACCUUUACUGACUCCUACCUGUCCCUGUCAAAAGCGUCGGAAGCAUUUUAAAGGCCGUACAAAUGAUUCAUGUGGCCUCCGCCGCAGACCUCUCUAUUCAGCGCACGUUGAGGCCGAGCGCAGGUCCGCGGUUGUCAUGGUAAAACUUUGGAUCAAGCAUGAGAACAUUGUGGCACUGGAAGACAUUUACGAGAGCCCCACUCAUUUGUAUCUUAUUAUGCAACUUGUGUCAGGUGGGGAGUUGUUUGAUCGUAUCGUAGAGAGGGGUUUCUACACGGAGCAGGAUGCCAGCGCUUUAAUCAAGCAGGUUGUGGAUGCAGUUAACUACCUGCAUUCACUGGGGAUAGUCCACCGAGACCUGAAGCCAGAGAAUCUGCUCUAUUAUAACCCACAUGAAGAAUCCAAGAUUAUGAUAAGUGAUUUCGGGCUGUCCAAGAUGGAGGGCGCAGCCAAUGACAUCAUGUCCACAGCCUGUGGGACGCCUGGAUAUGUGGCUCCAGAGGUAUUAGCACAGAAACCUUACAGCAAAGCUGUGGACUGCUGGUCUAUAGGAGUGAUCGCUUACAUCUUGUUGUGUGGAUACCCUCCGUUUUAUGAUGAGAAUGACUCCAAACUGUUUGAGCAAAUACUGAGGGCAGAAUACGAGUUUGAUUCCCCGUAUUGGGACGAUAUUUCUGAUUCAGCUAAAGACUUCAUUAGGAACCUGAUGCAGAAAGAUCCAGAAAAGAGGUUGACUUGUGAAGAGGCUCUUCGGCAUCCGUGGAUAGCUGGUGAUACUGCGCUCCGUAAGAACAUCCACGAAUCAGUCAGCCGACAGAUGAAGAAGAACUUUGCCAAAGCAAAAUGGCGACAAGCGUUCAACGCUACCGCAGUGAUCAGACAUAUGAGGCGUCUUCAGCUCGGCAGCAGUAUGGAUUCCUCUCAACGCAGGAAGCAGAAUCCAACAUCCAUGCCAGGGAAGAGUCAGUCGGUCGAUGUUUCCUCAGUCCACCACAAUGAUUCACUUGAGGAGGGUGUUAUCUUUGUCUAGGUUCGUCCAUGCAAGAGGCAAACUCUUCCUCGAAGACGCCCGAGCGGCACACGCGGCCAUCCACGGUCACUACCAUCAUCACUGGCUCCAAAUGACAUCACUUCCUGUCAGACUCUUGCACUUUGUGGAAAGUCGUGUUUUCUUCUAUUUACCGGUAACUUCCAUUGUCCACAGUCGCCCAAUCAAACCAGUUCUCCUUUCCUGGAAAGCCACUGGAGUGCUCUGAAACAAGACUGAUUCAAAACUAGUGGCCUGUGUGAAUUUCAGGGGACUGUUUUAUGUGGCUGUUGAAUGGAGAUUACGAACCUUGGGAUGAAGAACAUCUGCUCUGAGAUUUAAUAGAAGGUGUAGAUAAAACGAUUUUCGUUCAGUAAAGAGUUCUUGUAACGUUUUGCUGCUUUAUUUCAACCUGCUGCGGUUUUGAAGAACCAAACAAUAAAGGAUGCGAGAUUCACAGAAGUUGAUGUAGUAAAUAAAGGCUUUAAACCAAUAGCCACGUUUAAUGUCAUCCAGUACGUAUAAACUUGAAAUUCAGUCCUGGAUGCGCCUGGCAUUUAUUAAUGAGAGAAUGAAGGAUGUGAAUAUUGUAUAAACAAACAGAAAUGUGUAGUUCAGUGUUUUUAUCAGCAAUCAGUGAAAGAAUCUGGAAUGAUUUGUGUCGAAUGUAUACAAUGAUGGUGUUUGUUUGUAAGCUUUGCUUUUUUAAAAUGACGUUUGGUCACACUUUACAUUCCGGUGAUUAUGUUGCAUUGUAAAUUCAGGUAUUUAUUGCUAUUGCUACUUACUAUUAAUAGGAAUUAUCAAGUAUAUGUAAUAUAGACACUGUAAUGUAAACUGUUAUCAUGACUUUGUUCUUUAAAUUGUGACUAAUGAUGAGAUUGAUAGACGCUUGACCAAUAACGUGUUUGUUUUAUCACAGAUCUAUAUGAAAAGUACCAACUUCAGUGACGGACAUUUGUAUUUGCUGAUCUUGUGUUUCAGUGAAGCGAAAACAACUCAGAUUUCACAUAUCGUCCAGUGUACGCAUGCAAACAUCACAGUUUUCCAGUUUGACUGAAGCUGUUUUGAUAUGAUGUGUCCACAGAUAUACGACCGUGAGAGAUUCAAACAGUUUCUGCUCUAGAUCUUGCAUGUCAUCCUGGUCUUCAUACCAGCUCUCUGAAUUUAGCAGCUGAGUGCUGGUUCUUUCAUUCAGGUCGCAGAAAUGAUGUAAGCAGUGUUUUCUCUUUAGUAGAAUUGUUCUGUGGUGAGUGUUUUUGGUGAGUGUAUGGUUUCAAAUUUUCAUUAAAGACAAAGAUAACACCAGA
This is a messenger RNA of Cyprinus carpio (common carp), 3149 nucleotides long. RefSeq names its product calcium/calmodulin dependent protein kinase IDb. Gene Ontology annotation, molecular function: calmodulin binding; calcium/calmodulin-dependent protein kinase activity; ATP binding. The record is from RefSeq and is a predicted model, not a curated record. Gene Ontology annotation, biological process: peptidyl-serine phosphorylation. Gene Ontology annotation, cellular component: intracellular anatomical structure; cytoplasm. NCBI's taxonomy places the organism in Eukaryota, Metazoa, Chordata, Actinopteri, Cypriniformes, Cyprinidae.